Molecule: messenger RNA, 2157 nt
Organism: Labrus mixtus (cuckoo wrasse)
Lineage: Eukaryota; Metazoa; Chordata; Actinopteri; Labriformes; Labridae
Product: NAD(P)(+)--arginine ADP-ribosyltransferase 2-like
Exons: 2
Coding region: 1-858 (285 amino acids)
Molecular function (GO): NAD+ poly-ADP-ribosyltransferase activity; NAD+-protein-arginine ADP-ribosyltransferase activity
Source: RefSeq, a predicted model, not a curated record
AUGAUCCCUCUGAAUGCAGAGAAGGAGGCUGCAUUGAACCCAACCUCAGCACCUGAAUAUCCUGUCCAGAAUAUUUCUGUCCAGACUGCCACACAGAAAUCCACCAACACUACCCUGAAGGCCUCAGGUGUCCCAGUGCAGGUCCAGUCAGGUCUGUCUCGGCUCAUCAAGAUCCCUCUGAGCUUGUUUCCUGACUCUGUAGACGACAUGUACCACGGCUGCUCCCACAAGAUGCUGAUCAAAGUGAAGCGUCGCUACCUCCCGCAGAGCACCAGAGAGGGCCUGCACUCCACCUACACCAAACUCUGUGCCUUGAAAGCCAUGAAGGAGAAGGACCCGUACGACCCGCUGUCCUGGAAUCACUUCAGGGCCCUUUGUGCCUACACAGCCGGGUCAUAUGACGACUUAAACCGAGCAGUCCGCCAAGGGAGGGCUUCCUACAAGACCUCGUUUGAAUUCCACGCCCUCCACUUCCUGCUUUCGGAUGCCAUUCGGCUCCUAAAACUCAACCAGAGAAGCUGCUACACGAGCUACCGGAGAAGCAGACUGCUCUUCAGCGGCGAGUCUGGACAGACGGUCCGCUUCGGAUCAUUCGCCUCCAGCUCCCUGAACAAGGACCUGCGGCAAUUUGGCCGUAGGACCUGCUUUGAGAUCCACACGUGUUUCGGCGCCUACCUCAAGUCGUACUCAGAGUUCGACUCGGACGAGGAUGAGGUGCUGAUUCCUCCGUACGAGAUGUUCAAAAUCGUGUCCAUGGAUACGUCAGGAGAGGACGAUUUAAAGUGUGAUGUCGUGUUCAAGCUGGAGACUGCUGGAGUUUACAGCAGUCUCAACUGUCAGGCUGCGGGCCUGCUUUAAAAAGUCACGAUUUAAAAGUGUACACGGUCGUUUGAAUGUUUAUUAUUUAAAUAUAUGACAUUUAUAGCAGUGGAGAGAGACUUUCUCUACACUUAAGUAUCUAAAAUAUAUUACACUCCUAGAUUAAAGGCAGCGUUGGUAAUUCUCCUCCAGAUAUACUUUCUGAGAUUUUGGUUGAAAUUGUCUUUAGGUCCUGACAGAAAACUAAUAACUCAUGUUCUCUGAAAACACACAAAGAAAAUCUGUCAUCUGUAUCAGUUGUAAGCCUCUAAAAACUUUGACCAAUGUCUGCAACGAGGUACCAAUCUGAUGAACCAAUCACACGCCUCCCUGCUCGCUCUCUACCUCUUGCGUGCUCUAGCCCACACUCAAAGCACUUUAGGAGUUUAUACUGUGAGUUUACUUACCGCUGAAUGACAUGACAUGAGACGACGUAGUUUCUACACAAUGCAAGAGAUGAGCUGAGGUCCACUUCUGGAGAGACGGCGCUCGUUCAUGUGAGUGAGGGGCGUGGCUUAUGAGGGAGCACAGAGGGGAGGGGGUGUAGACGGAGCACUGAGGGAAUGCUACUUUCAAAAUCCUGCUAGUUUUAGAAAAUGACCAACCCUGUCUUUAAUCAGCCUCGUUUCCACGCUGUGCGGUUCAGUUCGGUAAGGUAUGCAUUUAGUUCUGUGUCUUGGUGUCGUUAUUGGAGAGAUAGAGUCGGAGAGUGGGGAAUGAUAUGCGACACAGGUCAGAUUCGAACCCGGGCCGGCCGCUUCGAGGAGGGGCAGGUAGGGGAGAGACACGGGUAUUUAUUUACUCCCUCAUGCAUGUGAAGAUCACUGGGUUUUGUAGAUUUGUGGUUUUAGUUUGGGCUGGAGAUUCCCCGUAGUCCUCGUGUUCAGUCUUUUGUUUUCUCUGAGCCCUUUUUUAUGUCUUAUUAUCUUGUAUUCAUCAUUGCCGGAGUCUCCAGCCCCUUUUUGGUUCCAUUAUUUAAGUCUAUCUUUUUUUGCACAAUGCUUGGGUUGUUGUCCUUCACAAUAAAGCGUCUUGAGCAGAUUAUUUAAACUCUUGUGUGACGUCUCUUCUUCCCAUGUUUCCAUCCUCAUUGAGGACAUAACUCUGACUUUGAGCCUUUCACACGUGCAAUUAAUCACAUUUCAAAAUGUGAAUCCUUAAAACAACUUUUUAGCCUGCACAGAUGAACAUCCUGACACACGAGCGAGCACGCUGGCAGACUAAAGUAAACGAUCCUCUGAUGUCAUCCAGCAAACUUCAAAACAUACCGGUAAUAUCUGUUCAUUUUCUUUCCAUAAA